Molecule: messenger RNA, 804 nt
Organism: Ilex paraguariensis (yerba mate)
Lineage: Eukaryota; Viridiplantae; Streptophyta; Magnoliopsida; Aquifoliales; Aquifoliaceae
Source: the annotation of a GenBank genome assembly
AUGGAAAUUCAAUUCCAAAAGCAGCAAAAAGGAGGAAUUCAAGUGAGCAAAUUUAAGGGGCGAAGCCGAAGUAAUGGCAAUAACAAACUUAUAGGGGUGAGACAAAGGCCUUCUGGGAGAUGGGUAGCUGAGAUCAAAGACACAACACAAAAGAUCAGAAUGUGGCUUGGAACAUUUGAAACUGCAGAAGAAGCUGCUCGUGCCUACGAUGAGGCUGCUUGUCUUCUUCGUGGAUCCAAUGCUCGAACGAACUACAUUAACACCCAUGUCUCUGCUGAUUCUCCUCUCGCUUCUCGAAUUCAAAAACUUCUAAACAGCAAAAAAAAUUCAAAACAGCAGAGUCCAGAUGUAUCUAUCUCUACUGGCAGUAACACCAUUCAAAGUACUAGCACUACUAGUAGUCCCACUACUAGUGAUGAUACUACUGGUUGUGAUCAAUCCAUUAGUAGUGGUGACUCUCUUUUUAAUGUUGAGAAGCAAGAUUCCCAGUUGUUUGAUGAUGCAUAUAAGCCUGAUUUGAGCAAUUUCUGCAAUGAAUUCAACUUGGGCUCGGGCUCUUCUCAAUCUGAUAUGUCAUGGGGUUUUGGACACGGGUUUGAUCGAUCUCCCUUUACUCAAGAGAUGUUGGAAUUGCCUGAAACAAAUGAAGUAGAAGAAUUCUCAGAAUUCGAGCGCAUGAAGGUUGAAAGACAGAUAUCAGCAUCGCUUUAUGCAAUGAAUGGAGUGCAUGAGUAUAUGGAAACUGUCCAUGAUCCUAUUGAAGCUUUUUGGGACCUUCCUCCUUUAGGUUCAUUGUUGUGCUAA